CGGAGAGCGACGACACUUUAACUAGUCGCAUUCGGGCAUUGAUCCCUUGCUACCGCCGCGAAUUGUUGAUCUAAUAUUGUGCGAUGUCUUUGUUUGCAUUUUAUGUACACCCACCCAGUGAUCUAAGCGACUCAGCAAUUAAUUAUAUCAUUUGAACCACGACAAGCCCUCGUUUCACCAAAGAGUGUGCAGUGUAUUACUUUCAUCGCGGCAAAGUGUUUCGAUCUAGUUGCGUUUUUUUUAUACUGUGUAUGUAGUAUGUGGGUGCGUGCGGUCGUCCGUAGAUCUCUGCGUGAUCGGUCCAUGCGCUGUAUCUGCACACGCGGUUAUUAAACCGAAAGUUGAAGUGUUAUAUUUGGAUAUGUGCCGAGUAAAGCAGCCAGACAGCUCUACACAUGGUACUUGUCUUGUCGGUGAGCUAUAAAAAUACGACUAAUGUCAUCUGUAAUCGAGCCAUAGCAUGAAAGGCUUCACAGCAACAAAAGACAAAGGACGUUUUACACCGGGGAUGAACAUUAUGCUCCGUAUAGCCUGAAACCCACGACUCACUAGUAUAUAGACUAUAUAUAAAUAUAGUUGUGCUGCAACUGUACAUGAAAAUACGACUUUUGGUCUGAUAUCAAAGAAGGACUAUCAUUAACCCAUGAGCACGGGCAAUGGCGACGCUGUGGCGACGGCAGCAGCACCCGCAGCCUCAUCGUCGUCGUCAUGGGGACAACACGGCGGGGAGAGUGCGGCGAAAUCACAGGAUACGCAACCGGCACCACCUUCCCAGACUCAAACGACACCCGCAACAGCACCGAAUACUAAAGCACAAGCACCGAAAAGACCUCCCCGACGUAGCGGAAAACCACUAGCGGACAGACCGAUUCGUGCCCUCUACUGCCUACCGCUGAAAAAUCCUGUGCGGAAGAUGUGCAUCGACGUCGUCGAAUGGAAACCCUUCGAAUGGUUGAUCUUGCUGACGAUAUUCGCAAACUGCGUGGCCCUCGCCGUUUAUACGCCGUACCCGAACAGCGAUUCAAAUUCAACGAAUACCUAUUUGGAAAAAAUCGAGUACGUCUUUUUGGUAAUAUUUACGGUCGAAUGCGUUAUGAAAAUCAUUGCCUACGGAUUUGUGGCACAUCCCGGUGCCUACCUAAGAAACGGGUGGAACUUGCUUGAUUUUACGAUCGUAGUGAUUGGAAUGAUCAGCACGGCAAUGGUAUGGUUCAUGAAGGAAGGUUUCGAUGUUAAGGCUCUACGAGCCUUUCGUGUAUUACGACCGUUGCGUCUAGUUUCCGGUGUGCCAAGUUUACAGGUGGUUCUGAACUCAAUCUUACGAGCGAUGGUUCCAUUACUACACAUCGCUUUGCUUGUACUAUUUGUCAUAAUUAUCUAUGCAAUCAUUGGUUUGGAACUAUUCUCCGGGAAAAUGCACAAAACUUGCUGGAACAACAGAACGGGAGAAAUGAUGGAUGAGCCACAUCCGUGCAGCUUGGAGGAGGCUGGAUUCAAAUGCGAGGAUCGUUUUGGGGCAGAUUAUAUUUGCAGCAAACAAUUUUGGGAAGGACCAAAUCUCGGUAUCACAAACUUCGAUAAUUUUGGCUUAGCGAUGUUGACUGUUUUUCAAUGUGUCACUCUCGAAGGAUGGACAAACGUUCUGUACGAUAUCGAAGACGCUAUGGGAAACAGCUGGCAAUGGAUUUACUUCAUCUCCAUGGUUAUACUUGGUGCCUUUUUCGUGAUGAAUUUGAUUCUCGGUGUGUUAUCCGGUGAAUUCUCAAAGGAGAGAGAGAAGGCGAAGGCUCGGGGAGAUUUCCACAAACUUCGAGAGAAGCAGCAAAUCGAAGAUGAUCUCAGGGGGUAUCUCGAUUGGAUAACGCAGGCGGAGGACAUUGAACCAGAAGCCGAGGAGCCUCAGCUGAUGCAGGACGGCAAGCCGAAACAACAAAACGAGAUGGAAAGUAUUGAUCAGUUGGAGGGUGACGAAGAUGUCCAGCAAGAAUCGUUCUGGACCAAAAAGAAGCGCGAUUUGGAAAGGGUAAAUCGACGCAUGAGACGAGCCUGCAGAAAGGCGGUCAAAUCCCAAGUCUUCUAUUGGCUGAUUAUUGUCCUCGUUUUCCUGAACACUGUCGUACUAGCUACUGAACACUACCGGCAACCCCAGUGGCUUGACAAUUUCCAAGAAGUAACAAACAUGUUCUUUAUCGGACUAUUCACCAUGGAAAUGAUGUUGAAGAUGUACAGUCUUGGUUUUCAAGGUUACUUUGUUUCGCUGUUCAAUCGGUUUGAUUGUUUCGUCGUGAUUGGCUCCAUCGGCGAGAUGAUACUAACAAACACGGAAGUAAUGCAGCCCCUCGGAGUAUCGGUCCUUCGCUGCGUUCGACUACUCAGAGUAUUCAAAGUAACCAAGUACUGGCGUUCAUUGUCAAACUUGGUUGCUUCGCUGCUGAACUCGAUCCAGUCCAUCGCCUCUUUAUUGCUCCUUCUUUUUCUAUUCAUCGUGAUCUUCGCUUUGCUAGGAAUGCAGGUAUUUGGUGGCAAAUUCAACUCACCCGGCUCUCAAGAGAAGCCAAGAAGCAACUUUGAUAGUUUUUGGCAGAGUCUGCUCACUGUCUUCCAGAUAUUGACCGGGGAAGACUGGAACCAAGUGAUGUACGAAGGUAUCAAGGCGUAUGGUGGGGUAUCUGGAUUCGGUGCGCUGGCAUGUGUAUACUUCAUCAUCCUCUUCAUCUGUGGAAACUAUAUCUUACUGAAUGUUUUCUUGGCUAUAGCCGUCGACAAUUUGGCCGAUGCUGAGUCAUUGACCGCAAUCGAGAAAGAACAGGAGGAAGAGGCUGAGAAAAAUAAAUCUCGUAGCGGCUCACUGAUACGAGAUCACGGUAGCGAAGAUGAAGCUGAAGAUGGGGAGAAUGGCAGCGGUAUCGAGGAUGAAGAUGAUGAAGAGAUGGAGGAGGAGCAGGAGGAAGAAGAGGAAGAAGACGAGGACGAAGAAGCUGAACAAGAUCCGAAUGAGACGAUUGAAGACUACGAAGUCGCAUUGGAUACAGAAACUUCAGAGAAGGGAGAAGAUUCCAACAGCCGUACUAAUAUGCGAUUACAAAUGGAGUCCGAAGACGAAGAUAUAGGAGUGCGUUUACGUGUCUUUCAAGAAGGUGGCGCAGGAGAGGGUGUUACAGCACGACCUCGUCGAAUGUCCGAGUUCAACAUGGCGACUAAAAAACAGCCGAUUCCAGCUGGCUCUGCCUUCUUUAUAUUCUCACAAACAAACAGAUUCCGGGUGUUUUGCCACUGGCUGUGCAACCACACUUAUUUCGGGAAUAUAAUACUGGCCUGCAUUUUGAUAUCAUCAGCAAUGCUCGCCGCUGAGGAUCCGCUGUCUGCAGAAACGGACCGCAAUAACGUCCUGAAGAGUUUCGAUAAUUUCUUCACAACUGUGUUUGCGGUUGAAAUCUGCCUAAAAAUGAUUUCUUACGGAUUCGUGAUUCACGAGGGAGCAUUCUGUCGAUCUGCGUUCAAUCUCCUGGACCUGCUUGUCGUCUGCGUCUCCAUUUCGUCUAUAUACCUGCCCUCCGCUAUGGCGGUGUUGAAAAUAUUUCGGGUACUCCGAGUACUGAGGCCUCUACGUGCCAUCAAUCGUGCCAAAGGAUUAAAGCACGUAGUUCAAUGCGUCAUCGUAGCUGUUAAGACUAUCGGAAACAUAGUCCUCGUCACCAGCCUACUGCAGUUCGUGUUCGCUGUCAUUGGUGUUCAACUAUUCAAGUACGUAGUGAAAUGCGUGAUUGUUGCCAUUAAAACUAUUGGCAACAUUAUGUUGGUCACCUAUCUCCUACAGUUCAUGUUUGCUGUUAUCGGGGUGCAACUUUUUAAGGGUAAAUUUUUCCGCUGCAACGACCGCUCGAAAAUGACGGAACUGGAUUGCCAAGGCACGUAUCUCGCGUUCGACGACGGUGAUAUCAAUAAGCCAUCGGUUGAGAAUCGAAAAUGGGACCAGAAUACAUUUCACUUUGAUAACGUUGCUAAAGCUAUGCUGACUCUGUUCACGGUGUCAACGUUCGAGGGCUGGCCCGCAUUACUGCAGGUAUCCAUUGAUUCGAAUAAAGAAGACAACGGACCCAUCCACAACUUUCGACCAAUAGUUGCCGUUUACUACAUCGUAUAUAUCAUUAUCAUUGCAUUUUUUAUGGUCAACAUAUUCGUAGGCUUUGUUAUAGUGACAUUCCAAAACGAGGGUGAGCAAGAAUACAAGAAUUGCGAAUUGGAUAAGAAUCAGCGCAACUGCAUAGAGUUUGCACUAAAAGCGAAACCGGUACGGCGUUACAUUCCCAAACAUCGUAUACAAUACAAAGUUUGGUGGUUCGUCACAUCACAACCGUUCGAAUACACCAUAUUCACCCUCAUUAUGAUAAAUACGGUCACUCUGGCGAUGAAAUUCUACGAGCAGCCACAGUUUUACACGGACGCCUUGGACAUACUGAACAUGAUUUUCACAGCAGUCUUUGCUCUUGAGUUCGUGUUCAAGCUAGCCGCAUUCAAAUUCAAGAAUUACUUCGGAGAUGCCUGGAAUGUCUUUGACUUCAUCAUUGUACUAGGAAGCUUCAUAGAUAUCGUGUACUCCGAGGUCAGAGGGGGCGGAUCCAGUAUCAUCUCCAUAAAUUUUUUUCGCUUAUUCCGCGUGAUGCGCUUGGUGAAACUCUUAAGCAGAGGGGAAGGUAUCCGAACUUUGUUAUGGACAUUCAUCAAGUCUUUCCAAGCUCUACCAUAUGUCGCUCUUCUGAUCGUAAUGCUGUUCUUCAUAUAUGCUGUUAUCGGGAUGCAGGUAUUCGGUAAAAUUGCCCUCGACGACGAUACAGAGAUACAUCGCAACAACAACUUCCAAACGUUUCCGCAAUCUGUUCUGGUCCUAUUCAGAUCGGCUACAGGUGAGUCUUGGCAGGAUAUCAUGAUGGAUUGUGCGGCACGAGGGAACGAAGUAAAGUGUGACAAUAGAAGUGACGAAAGAAAUUCGACUGGAUGCGGGUCAAACAUUGCGUUCCCGUACUUUAUUUCUUUUUACGUACUCUGUUCCUUUCUUAUUAUCAACCUGUUCGUAGCAGUUAUAAUGGAUAAUUUCGAUUACUUGACCAGAGACUGGUCUAUACUUGGUCCGCAUCAUCUCGACGAGUUUAUUAGACUGUGGUCCGAAUACGAUCCCGACGCCAAGGGCCGUAUCAAGCAUCUUGACGUUGUUACUUUGUUACGUAAAAUAUCACCGCCAUUGGGAUUUGGUAAACUUUGUCCCCAUAGAGUUGCUUGCAAGCGAUUAGUGUCGAUGAACAUGCCCCUUAACAGCGACGGUACUGUAUUAUUCAACGCAACCUUAUUCGCAGUUGUGCGAACUUCACUCAGAAUAAAAACUGAAGGUAAUAUCGAUGAUGCAAACGCGGAGCUGAGGGCUGUAAUAAAGAAGAUAUGGAAGCGAACCAGUCCGAAACUAUUGGACCAAGUCGUACCACCUCCCGGAGUGGACGACGAAGUUACAGUUGGUAAGUUCUACGCCACGUUUCUUAUUCAAGACUACUUCCGACGCUUCAAAAAACGAAAGGAACAGGAAAUGAAAGAAGGUGACAAAGACUGUCACAACACGGUAACCUUGCAGGCUGGUUUGCGAACGCUUCACGAAGCUGGACCAGAACUAAAGCGAGCAAUUUCUGGCAACUUGGAAGAGCUGCUGGACGAUAAUCCUGAACCAACGCACAGGAGAAAUCACUCAUUGUUUGGUAGCGUCUGGUCCAGUAUGCGAAAAGGGCACCACAAUUUUCACCGAGCCAAAUCGUUGAAAGUUGAUUCGACCGUUUCAAAGGUUUCACCGACCAAUUCGAUUGACUUUUUACCCUACGUAUCGACGAAAAGAGCCAUCAACGAUACCCAAAAUCAAGUAACUGCCAGGUCACAUCAGGUUGUGCCAAACGUUGUCGGUAGGAGCUUCGGUGACAACGCCAUGAACCAGAUGGCCGCAGACCCGAGGCAAAUACAUGCCGAAGAAAAUAUUCCUCUGCGACCACUGACGGUAUUCGGAAAUUCUUCGGAUAUACACCAGAUGAACUACCAGAACUCUUACAAAUUAAUUGACGGGCAAAGUUGCGGCAACUAUCUCCACCCGAAAAAUGAAUAUGUUACCUGGUCUGGCGAGAGUAAUGGAAAUGCCGGACCGGAUCGUCUGUCGCACAGUCUACCGGGGAGUCCAGCGGAUCGAAAACCAAACUUUGACGUCAUCGGCAGCGCGGAAAGUCUCGUCGGGCGGGUACUCGUUGAGCAAGGCCUCGGUAAAUAUUGCGACUCUGACUUCGUGAAGUAUACAUCUAGGGAAAUGCAAGAGGCGUUGGAUAUGACCAAGGAAGAGAUGGAUCACGCGGCUCACCUCCUAUUACUCAAUGAACAAAGGGGUCAGAACCUCAGCUAUCAAUUACAACAAUCGGAUCAAGUGCCAGACGGAAAUCUCAGACCGAGUCUCAGACAGCGUGAUCAACAUGCAAAUCGUCCCCGGAUGCAACGGCAGAACGAUUAUAUGACAAGUCAACAAAUAGCCACGACGUAUCGUCAACGGCAACAUGAGUACCAACACCCACAUCGUCGACAUCAGCAACAGCCGCCACAACAGCAAAAGCAACAACAACAAUCACCGUCCUAACAAUGUUACACGCAACGUAUACACGCAUACGAUGACCCACGCGAUGUGCCCUUAUAUCUUCAAUUUCUCUAUAACAAUUCCAUAUCGGUGUUGUUAUGUUGCGUGGUACCCAAAAUUCUAUCUCAUUGUUAAAGUAUAAUCACGACCUGGAAAUAGUUGUCGGAUUUCAAAGAAACCGUUUAAAAUGGAUGUGUUUUUACGACACGGUGAAUCAAUCGCGAUUUCUCCAAGCAAUAGCGAUAUCAUCUUGAUAUGGAUUAUCAGUGAGACGAAGCAGGGUGUUUGAAGUAUUGGUCGUGCAAGUUAGAAUGACUAAAAUACGAUGAACAUAUAAAUGAAAUUUAUUUUUUAAUAUAAUUCAAACAAACCAAAUUUGCGGCCGGUAUAGUGGUGGGUGUGGAGUGGUAUGCUCAGAACUACCCUAAUAUGUUCACCAUGCUCAAUAAUGACUGCAGAAACAUUAGUCUCGCCAGUAUUCUUCAUCAUUGUUUACAGGUAUAAAGAGGAGAUUUCGGUAGAAUGCAAAAGUUUCAAAUCUUUGAAUGAAUAUUUCUGAAAUUUUUACUAAUUGCCUGGAAUCCUGCAAUUGUAAUUACUACCAAAUUUGAACUCAAUAAGUCAAGGAAUAGAGAAUUAUGAAGAUUUUCUUCAAAUUUCUCCGAUACGUUCCUUGCGCAUGAUUAGCUCCAAUCAUACAGGGCUAAAGUAUUUAAUCGAUACAUCUACUACCGUGGACUCAAAAUUGUCUCGAGAAUUUUUUUAUUAGAGUUUUCUAAGUCAUUUAGUUUUUUAUCUGAACUGACAGAAUUUUUCUUUUCAUAUUUAAACAAUAUUUCACCAAAGUCACCUCUUGAAUAGUUAUAUUAUGGAGACUAUACAAAAAUACCAAAUUCCAUGCAAACAAAUAUCUGGCUAAUAUAAGAUGGCACUAGUUUUCCGCAUGCACCGAAGACAGUGGAGGGAGUAUAAGGCGGCAGAUUGAAUUGGAGACUUUCUACCAAUCUCAUUGGAAAAUCAUCGAUUGGUCGAUCUUGGACAUCCCUGCAACCAAAGACACUUCGGUGCAAAAGCAACACUAGCGACGCUAGUGGUACAAAAAUAAACCUAAUGUGUACAAUUACUGUGAGAAGUUCUGUCAAUUCUCCCACUUGAGUUCGGUCUCCUUGUGUAGUCUCCAUGAGUUUUAUUCUAAUCAAAGGUGGCCAGCAAAGUGCAGAAAUAGGUUCUUACCAUGUCCACAAUGACGUUUUGCAAUUGCACUAUCUCAUUGAAUUAGACAUUAUUACUAUGACAGCUGCUUGUUAUUAGUGAUAUACAAUUUAUAUAGCUCACAAUAUUUCCCGGUGAACGGAAUGAAAUUUUUCUAUUCCUAUCUAUCAAUUCUCCGAUAAUUUUGCGUCAAAAAUUGUCGCGGAUCCCUGGAUCCUGGGUGUAAACGGAAGUCGAACGAAUAACGGCAGUCGAUACCUGGCACUCAUUGCCACACCAUCAUACGCCAACCACAACUUAUUGUUAGUACAGAGAAUUGGUUUGUCGAUAGAAAUGAAAAGAAAUAUUUCUAAUAAGAAGGAUUCGCGUAGCCCUUAUUAUUCCUCACCCAUAAGCCGCGUACACAUCUGAGCACAAAUGGGAACGGCGCAAGGCAAGGCCGAAUGGAUGCUUUGUUCAUGGAUUUUGUUAAUUACGUAUGAAAACGACCGAGACAACAAACGCGAUAGUUGUCCGGUUGCGUUCGCGUAUCGUCCGUAACAAUGAACAAGUCAAAAUCCCCUCCACGGCCAUUUAACUAUAACAUAACUGGAACGGCGUCUACUAUUCUACGGCAUCGAUGAGCAGCGAGCCGAGAAAGAUAGCGUCAUGGGCCGUGUUCGACGGUCUCUUCUUUUUGAUGAAUUCCUUCAAAAUGAUAGGAGCGCACGCGCAGAACGUACUUCCUGCUGCGCGAGACCGGCACUUGCGUAAAUUAUUACAAUGAGAAUAUAACCUCAAAACCUGGGUAAUUUGGCCAAACCACGUGUCAAACAGUGUCGGUAUUGUUUUUACUGUCGAUUUUUCUUUGUACCUAGAACAAAAGAUGUCUCAGAAGCAACGCGUUAUCGCAAAACACGUAACUUGUUGACACAUUGUAUCAGGUUAUGAGGUUAUAUCCUUAGUGUAAUAAUUUGCGCAUGUGGCGGUCUCGCGCAGCAGGAAGUACGUUCUGCGCGUGCGCUCCUAUCAUUUUGAAGGAAUUCAUCAAAAAGAACAGACCGUCGAACACGGCCAUGACGUAUUUCGUCUAUGCUUAUAGCGUUACGCAUGCGCUUGUGACGGUAUCGUAAAGCGUGUGCAAAAAAUUAAUCUAUCACGGGCAUCACCACUCUUCACACCACGGUUAAAAUAUCUACUCUCCAGGUUCACAGUGAAUUUUGAUGUUUAUUUAUUUAUUUAUUUUUCUUUUUUUAAAUAUUCAGAUGCAAUAAUUAUGGUAUUUGAAUCUUGCCUCACCUUGUGUUCAGUUUAUAUUUCGUCUACUCGCUAUAACUUUUUGAACCAAACUGUACGGAGAGAGGCACAGCUAGAUUAUGACGCUAUCUCUCUCGGCUCGCGUGGAAGGCAUCGUAGCGCCUUCCAGUUGUAUUUCGUGCUCACGAUCAGAUGUGUACGCGGCUUUAGGUAGACAAGUAGCUGAAUAUCACUACAAUAAGUUGUUCGUAACCCUUAUAGGAGCCGAUUAAAGAAAUCCAAGAGUACGACACUUUUUAUGAAAUUAUAGAGACCGUGCGCAAAAUUCACUGCAGCGCCAAAUCGAUUCUAUUUGUCCCAACCGACGGGCAUUUUUCUCUGUGUACGCCAAUGACUCAGUCAAUCAUAAACUUCCGUCGUUACGCUAUGGCACGAAAUUAACCAAUCGUUUUGAACCGUCCUGUCGCAUAGUGACAGUUUACACUUUUACCAAUUUACUCGGUAUUUCUGAGACUAUUUUAACACCGAUAGCGCAACAGCUAAUCUUCAAUUUUCUUACACCGGGAGGAGGCAUUUUUUCGGUAAAAAUAUUUGUUUUUUCGGAAAAAUGAUGACAAAUAACCGCCAGACCGUUUGUCAAAGUUAACGCAAGUCCCGUUGAUAGGGACAACUUUGGCCACUCGCGGCGCUACUCGUACUCACGCUCGGUCCCUAUGAGCAUCUUGUACACCGUGGAAAUGUAUACCUGCCUCAACAGCGUGCAGUGUUGAAACCUAAAAAUAUUGCUACACCUGGACUGUAUCUAACUGAGAAGCGCAAUCAGAAUUGAUCAAUCGUUUCAUGAAAAAUAUAUUUAUGUUGGAACAUUAAAAUAUUGAUAGUAUUAGUAAUAAUCUUAACAAUACUGCUACAUUGCAGGUUCUGUUGUUCAUCGUAUGCUGUGCAUACUAUAUGCAUAUACAUACCUAUAUAUCAUACGCCAUGGAUCAUACGUGUGCCGAAAAAUUAUGACUAAAUCGAUUGAAUAUUAACAAGUGCCUAAAAAAUGGAUAACUUCUUUAGGACCAAAGAAGACUAAAUUAUCAACGUAUAGCUAAUAAUGUUACGAUUAUAGUUAUUGGAUAAAUAUAUCGAUCCAAAACCAUUUUUGAAAUUUGAAAAAAUAAACUGCUCACCAAGCGUGCAACUACAAUGUAAAACUCA
This is a messenger RNA of Neodiprion virginianus, 10300 nucleotides long. It is a transcript of the gene Ca-alpha1D, whose product is annotated as muscle calcium channel subunit alpha-1. The record is from RefSeq and is a predicted model, not a curated record. Gene Ontology annotation, biological process: calcium ion import across plasma membrane. Gene Ontology annotation, cellular component: membrane; voltage-gated calcium channel complex. The coding region runs from base 644 to 6652 and encodes 2002 amino acids. The transcript is spliced from 44 exons. Lineage: Eukaryota; Metazoa; Arthropoda; Insecta; Hymenoptera; Diprionidae. Gene Ontology annotation, molecular function: high voltage-gated calcium channel activity.